This is a messenger RNA of Acomys russatus (golden spiny mouse), 474 nucleotides long. Its product is annotated as SLC35A4 upstream open reading frame protein-like. The coding region runs from base 1 to 474 and encodes 157 amino acids. The transcript has 2 exons. The record is from RefSeq and is a predicted model, not a curated record. NCBI's taxonomy places the organism in Eukaryota, Metazoa, Chordata, Mammalia, Rodentia, Muridae.
AUGGGGAAAAAGCACAGACCCCCAGGGGAGCAGAGCAGCCGCAGUGGCGGCAGCGACAGCGACAGCACAGUGACAGUGAUAGCAGUGGGGGCUGUGGUGCCAGCAACACCAGCGGCGCUUGCUGAGAUUGAAAAUCACAACAGAGGCACAUGUGCAACAAGUUCAUCAGGGGAAGAUGGCGAUGACAAGGCUUCUCUGCCGAGGCUUAAGGACCAGACAUGUCUCAUGAACCACCUGGGGCACCCAUGGCAGCCUGUGAAAGACAAAGUCAACAGUGGUGUAGGCCAGGAUGGCUCACUCUUGCUCUCCUCAUUCCUCAAGGGAUUCCUGGCAGGCUAUGUGGUGGCCAAACUGAGGACAUUAGCAGUAUUGGGCUUUGCAGUGGGCACUUGCACUGGCAUCUAUGCAGCUCAGGCCAACAUGGAGAAGACACUGAAGAGCUACUUCAGGUCACUACAAAAGGGGCCUGACUAG